ACACCCUGUAUUUCGAAAACUAAUAAACACCUCCGUUAUAAAAUCACGAAGUGCCAUCUUUUAUCACCUGUGAAACAUCGUCGGUUUAAUUUUGCAACACCCUGUACAUAUUUCGAUCUUCUGAAGUUAUCAAAAUAGAAGUGCAGAUGUUCACCACCUCUUUAUUUUCAGCUUGGAAUAGUUUUUUCUUCGAUGUGGAUAGUGAACUGUUUCUGUUCGACUGACUUCAGAAACAUAUCUGAAACUGAACCAACCUUCAUUGGCCACUACAGAAAUCCUGAUGAACCCAAAAUAAUAUGGUUGUACUCAGAUCAUCCAAAUCUGCCUAUCGAUUCCCCCAAGACGGAUAACCAAGGGUACUACACUAAUUCCAGGCCAUCCGUUGCUUUUACUGAUGUCGACAGUUCUGUGAGAGUUGCGAAACCGAUGAAGUUGGUAGCUCCGCAGAUUUUGUACGACUUCCAAAGGCCUCCAAGGGUAGAAAGACAACCAGUCAGCGCCAGUCCACGACUGGUCCAAAACCACAAUCGCCAAUCCUACAAUAACGUACCCAACGUCAUAUCAUCUGCACAGACUAGGAAUGUUGUUCAACACCCGCUGUACAACAUCCAACCCCAGUAUUACAUCCCAAAGAAAUACGGUUUGAUGAAUGGCAAACUCGUUUACGAUCCCACAUCUCUUCAGCUAGUGCAGAGGCCUGUGUUACCAACAUUUUACCACUCUACUCAACAAUUUCCCCAUUUUCAACAACCAGUGCUUUAUCAACAUCAUCAACGUCAACAAUUAUUGCCGCAACCUGUGGCGAUUACUAGGCUUCCUCCUAUCACAAAAAGCCAUUUUAAGGCUCCACCUAGGAGUCAGUUUCAACCUAUCGAUACUCCAUCUGAAAUGCCUGAACAACAAGAAGAACCUAGUGGAGAGGAAAAACCGGUUUCGGAAGAUAUAGAAGAAGAGGAAAGUGAAGAUAAAGCGAAUUAUGAGGAAGACGAUGAUGAAGCAGAGCAUUACGGCACUCCAGAAUUUGAAAAAUAUUUCCAUGAUGAUGAGGAUGACCAUGAGCAAUAUGAGCAUAUUGAAAAUAGUGAUGAUGAAGAAGAGGAUGAUAGUGACAGAGGAUCUACAAGUUUUGUACCUUCAAGGAAAUUUCCUAAGAAAUACUACUUCAAACCGGAGAAAAAGAGUGAAAUCAAAUAUGGCCCUAAAAAUAAUGUGCACCCCAAAUAUAAAUCAAUACAAAAACCCAAAAAGAAACAAAAAAUGCAGUACGAAUCAUACAGAUAUUCCAAAGAUUCUGCCAAAUACCCAGAGGUCAUAGAAGGAUUGCAAUCUAAACAGAUUCCAGUUACACAUAAGCAAAAAAUUUUGAAAGAAAAGUGGUACUUGACAAAAAGUUCAGAUAAUGAACAAUUUGACUGAUUCUCAUUUGAAUAGUACUUGAAGUUUUCAAAUUAUGAGC
Phaedon cochleariae (mustard beetle) is the source of this 1456-nucleotide messenger RNA. The record is from the annotation of a GenBank genome assembly. Lineage: Eukaryota; Metazoa; Arthropoda; Insecta; Coleoptera; Chrysomelidae.